This is a messenger RNA of Mesocestoides corti, 1464 nucleotides long. The record is from the annotation of a GenBank genome assembly. Lineage: Eukaryota; Metazoa; Platyhelminthes; Cestoda; Cyclophyllidea; Mesocestoididae.
AUGGCAGAAACUAAAAGCAAGCGUGUUACCUGUCACAAAAGAUACAAGAUUCUCAGGAAGGUUCGGGAGCAUCACCGGAAGCUUAAAAAGGAAAAGAAAAAAAAUCCAAAGCUGUUUAGAAGAAAGUAUCCUGGUGUUCCAAACUCCCUUCCCUUUAAGGAACAAAUCCUUGAUCAUAUUAAAGAAACUAAAAAGCUUGAGGCUGAACGGCGCUUGUCCCUGCUGCAGCAGGCAAUGAAGGUUAACGACGUCAAAGAAAAACCACCUAAGAAGCACGCGGCUGUCAGUUUCUCGAAGCAGUUUUCAUACGUGCUUAGUAAAUCUGACGUUGUUAUCGAAGUACUGGAUGCACGUGACCCCCUCGGAACUCGAUGUCUUAAUGCCGAGAAAGAGGUUCUGGCUUAUGGAAAAAAACUGGUUCUACUUUUGAACAAAAUUGAUCUUGUCCCCAGUGAAGUUGUGCGACGUUGGCUGGCAUAUUUCCGCAAAUGGUACACUACCAUGCCGUUCAAGGCCAACACCCAGGAAGGAUCAAAAAUACUAUCGAAUAUCAAGGGAAACAUGUCACAACAUGGUUAUGUUUCAACAAAAUGGUAUCCUGUGUCAUACACUCACUCCUCCUUUAGCGGUCUUGGUGUUGAUGGUUUGAUGGCACUAUUAGGCAAUAUAUGUCGACAUCAUGGGGGAAAACUGGUUGUUGGUCUUAUUGGAGUUCCUAAUACUGGAAAGAGCGCAGUUAUCAACACCCUUAUUCGUCGCAAAUCGGCUCCAAGCAGCUGCAUCCCGGGCUUCACAAGAGAUUGCCAGCUAUUCAAGAUUGAUAGCAAAGUCAGUCUUGUCGACUCCCCUGGCAUUAUUUUAUCUAAGUCUGAAGACCCGUGUGAACUUGCCCUUCGAAACUGUGCAAAACCGGAAAGCCUUAGCGAGCCUGAGUUGGCCGUAUCGGCAAUUCUGGCGCGAUGUCCGAAGCGUCAAAUCAUGGUGCAAUACGCCAUCGGGGAGUACUCCAGCACCACAGAUUUCCUCUGUCAAAUGGCUCAGCGAAACGGACGAUUACGAAAAGGUGGCGCCCCAGACAUCAAGGGUUCGGCUCGCAUCUUGUUGUCAGAUUGGAUGACUGGCAAGCUUGCACACUACACUCUGCCUCCGGAGAGCGACGCCCAAAUUGCGGAGCCUUCAAUGCCGCCUAUUUUCGCCGUCGAUAAAAUCGACUUCCCCCUCCAGGAAAUGGAUGAAAACGUCUUUGCAAACCUACCAAAGUCCAAAGUGGACAGCGAUUUCUGUCCAGCAGCCGUUUUCUCCCCGUCCCAACCGUUCACGGCAGCGCUGGGCGGUGGUGGCGGCGGCGGAGCUGAGUCGAUUGACGUCUCAAUGGCCGAAGACCACGAAGAGACUACCAGCGAUGUGUAUGAGUCGGCAGACGAAGCUGUUGCUGACAUGGAAGAAGCUAUGGAAGCCGACUAA